Podospora bellae-mahoneyi is the source of this 571-nucleotide messenger RNA. RefSeq lists its product as uncharacterized. Bases 1 to 390 code for a protein of 129 amino acids. The transcript has 2 exons. NCBI's taxonomy places the organism in Eukaryota, Fungi, Ascomycota, Sordariomycetes, Sordariales, Podosporaceae. The record is from RefSeq and is a predicted model, not a curated record.
AUGGCGCUACUUAACGAUGUUAUUCCGGUUUUUUGCACUGCUGAAAUCUGCGGGGAUGUCCUGGACGAAUUUUUCCGUGCUGCGUAUAGUUCUCCAGACUUUGUCAAUGAAGGAAUUCAUGGUGACAUCGCGGUACUCAUCCAUGAUACCAAUACCGAAGGCAUAACCCACCCAACAAACCCACCUGUUUCCAAACCGACCUCUUGCCCCUUCAAGAACGAGACGGCUGAGGAGAUCUGGGAUUUCGCACAAGAAAGCCUGCGUUACCCCAUCUUCAACCGUGCCAUCGCCAUACUAGACGAGCAAACAGUCGUUGACAAGGAAACAUGCUUGCUCGUAACUACUUGGGGAAACCCCCGUCAGAACAAGAGAGCGGGUCUGCGUUGUUGACCGUCAGGUCAGACUUUCGAUCAGCACUAGUGAUCCUCGAACAUCAAAAACUUGGGCAUUGGAGGGGACGAGCACUUCAAGAAUGGCAAAGAUGCGAAGGGUGUGAUACGCCUUUAUCAGAGAUAAGAUGGAGGACAGUAAUGCUAGAUCCACGAUCAAGAGUGUGGAACCUACGUCGCCC